GUUUACUUCAGUACGCUAAACUCAUCAAAUCGGUCUUUCGCCAAAUCAGUCGAACGUAUCAAAUUACCAAUUAUUUGAAUUCUCAGAACAUAGACAGUGUAUAAUUGUUUAUAUUUAUUAUCGAAAUGAAUGAAUAUCUCUGGGAAUUCGCACAAAAGUUACCUAGCGAGAAUAAGUUCCAAAUAGUGUUGAAGUCAGCUUUGUCCAUAAAGGCAUGCGCGAAAGUCGACGUCAAGGAGAAUAACGACAAAUGGAUGUGCCGAAAAUGCAAAACUCUUUGGAUGCACGGUUACUUCCAAGUGACUGAAAUAAACGCCACCAAUAAGUUUGAUAAAACUCUUGAGAAGUAUCAGCAAUCGCUGGAUCUCUCAAGAAAGCAGCGAGUUUUUCAGAAGUAUAUGCAAAGCCGUCGGAAAACAACAGCCAAAUUCACAUGCCAAGUGUGUUCCUAUAAAACCAGAACAACCGUUAAGGAAGUUGAAACUAAGAGUACUGCAAAAGUCUCGAAAGGAAAGACAGGAGCUCGAACUACACAGACUGCCGUGAAGCAGAAGAAAUCUAAGCCCAUCGAUAAACGAAAGAAAAACAAGAGAAGCAAUGCUAAACCUUCUACCAAAAAAGAUUCGUCGUUCAGUACUAAAAACCCUAACCAACUACAAGCUCUGGUAGGUAUGUUGAAACGGAAUUCAGGGACGUCAUCGAAUACCACACAAAUCAAGGAUCGCUUAAAACUGAUGUUGCACUGAAGUUCUCAGUAAUGUGUAGUUUUAAUACCAUAUUGGACACUUAUCAACGUAAAAACUAAAUGAAAAGUUUGGUUUUUGUUCCACACUGCUAAACUGAGAAUCGACUAAAUCUGUUCUGGUAUUUUUCCUCCAUCUCUACAAACUACUGAAGCAAUGGAGUGGUUACUACAAUGGUGUGCAACUUUGGACACCACUCAAAGUGCCUUCCAUGGUUGAUCAAUGCAAAAUAAACCUAAAUAAUGUUAUAAAUGAUAACUGUAUGAUUAUGAUGAUCAACUUUUUUUGGGGAAUAAACGUGAAAUAUGUGUGUGUAUCAUCCUGUAAUCCUCUCCCUCGCGGUGGAAUCUAGUUCAGUGGAAUUUGUUCCUUGACGAUCUGAAAGGAAAUAAAAGAAAACACGAAAUAUUGGAACUAAUUAUGGAAUAUGAAUGUUUAAAAUACCAUGCGAUGAUUGUCUGCAUUCGACUUACUUGUCGGAUUGUUUGCCCUGGUUCCAGAAAACGAGCGCUACUAGUAGCGAAGUUUA
Wyeomyia smithii (pitcher-plant mosquito) is the source of this 1272-nucleotide messenger RNA. RefSeq lists its product as uncharacterized. Lineage: Eukaryota; Metazoa; Arthropoda; Insecta; Diptera; Culicidae. The record is from RefSeq and is a predicted model, not a curated record. The transcript has 3 exons. The coding region runs from base 126 to 746 and encodes 206 amino acids.